AAUUGUUUUUUACUUUUGUCAUCUUUCUCACUAGCCCACCUCUCAUUAUUCUUUCUUUCUCGCUGUGAGUGCUCUCUUCUAUCUUAUCUUAUCUUCUUCUUCUUCUUCUUCUUUUUUGAUUUUUUCCUCUCUCACACGGCCUGCCUUUUCUUCAUCUGGUCAGUUCUUCAUUUAUUUUUUCGGUGUGUGCUCACUUCAUCUUGUUCAGUUGUUCUUCAUUUAGUUCUUCUCUUCUUCUUCUUCUUUAUUUUAUUUAUUUAUUUAUUUCACUUGCUCUGUUGAAUCUGUUCAUAGCCUCUCUGUACAUAGUACAUACCGGCCAGAUCUUGGCCAGUAUUUACUGAAAUGUCCGAAACGGUCCAGAAUGGGCCGAAAUUUAAUCCGAGGUGGAAUUAUCGUUCCAGUUUGGAAACGCUUGGAUGACACCGUGUGAAAAAAUCCAAUUGUUCAUAUUUUCAAUCCUUUAAAAAUAAUAGAAAAUUUACACUUUACUAUCUAAAUUAUACUCCGAAUGCGCCUUGUACUCUUAACUUUAGUUUUUCAUCCUAAUUUAGAAUGGUAAAACAUAAUUAUCCCAAUAAUUUUUACACAACUAGAAACUUUUUUGGCUAAACAAAGACCAAAUUAUACUAAUGGGAACGGGUCAAUGGCAUAUUUUUAGACAGAGACAGACAGUGAAAUUUGAAAAACAUUAGUGGGUACCAUAAUAUUCUCCUGUCUCUAUGCUUCUGGUAAUCCUUUUUUGUGUCAAAAAAGUUUAUCUCAUUCAGCUAAAAAAAAAGUUAAUAUCUUUUGUGUCUCUCAUGGAGCCUCAGUACUCCUUAUUUGUUAUCUUUGCUAGCCUGGUAAUCUCAUUGGCAUUACUACCAAAUCCUACCACAGCCUUAUCCAAAUGCAGUUUUCCGGCCAUAUUCAACUUUGGUGACUCAAAUUCAGACACCGGUGGUUUGUCAGCGGCAUUCGGACAAGCUCCGCCGCCCAAUGGAGAAACAUUUUUUCACACUCCAUCUGGACGGUAUUCUGAUGGCCGUCUUGUAAUUGAUUUCAUAGCGGAAAGCUAUGGGUUACCGUAUCUCAGUGCUUUUCUGGACUCACUGGGUUCAAACUUUAGCCAUGGAGCCAAUUUUGCAACUGCUGGAGCAACAAUUAGACCUCAGAACACAACAAUGGCACAAAGUGGAUAUAGUCCCAUUUCAUUAGAUGUGCAGUCUGUUCAAUUCUCAGAUUUUCACAGAAGAUCCCAAAUAUUCAACAAACAAGGAGGGUUCUUUGAGAAAUUGUUACCAAAGAGGGAUUAUUUUUCUCAAGCUCUGUACACAUUUGACAUUGGCCAAAAUGAUCUUACUGCUGGUUACAAACUCAACAUGACUACUGAAGAAGUUAAGGCAUAUGUUCCUGAUGUAUUGGGCCAGUUCUCAAAUGCCAUUAAGAAAAUAUAUGGUGAAGGUGGAAGAAUAUUUUGGGUACACAACACAGGCCCAGUGGGCUGCCUUCCAUAUGUUAUGGACCGCUUUCUUAUCACGGCGGGCCAAAUAGAUAAACAUGGCUGUGCCAGUCCAUUCAAUGAUGUGGCCCAAUAUUUCAACCUCAGAUUAAAAGAAGCUGUAGCCCAACUCAGGAAAGAUCUUCCAGAGGCAACAAUCACCUAUGUUGAUGUCUACUCAGUGAAGUACACCCUCAUUGCCCAAGCCAAAAAACAUGGAUUCGAGAACCCUUUUGUGGCAUGUUGUGGUCAUGGUGGGAAAUAUAAUUACAACCGGUUCUUGAAGUGUGGGGCCAAGAAGACUGUAGAUGGCAAAGAGAUUGUGAUUUCAAAUUCGUGCAAAGAUCCAUCGGUUCGGAUUAAUUGGGAUGGGACCCAUUUCACCGAGGCCGCUAACAAAUGGAUAUUCAACCAAAUAGCUAAUGGCUCAUUUUCGGACCCACCCAUUUCGUUGGAAAUGGCCUGUCAUAGAAUGGACCGCUAAAACAUUCUUUCUCUGUUUUUUAUUUUUUAUUUUGGGUCAAUGAAACCUUUUUCUUAACCUUUUUAUUUUGGAAAGACAGGAGGGAACAUCCUUUUGAUUUGGAAUCGUGUAAGGCUAAAUUAUUGGGCCCA
This is a messenger RNA of Quercus lobata, 2098 nucleotides long. Its product is annotated as GDSL esterase/lipase At3g26430-like. The transcript is spliced from 5 exons. Lineage: Eukaryota; Viridiplantae; Streptophyta; Magnoliopsida; Fagales; Fagaceae. The coding region runs from base 723 to 1967 and encodes 414 amino acids. Gene Ontology annotation, molecular function: hydrolase activity, acting on ester bonds. The record is from RefSeq and is a predicted model, not a curated record.